Molecule: messenger RNA, 5339 nt
Organism: Rattus norvegicus (Norway rat)
Lineage: Eukaryota; Metazoa; Chordata; Mammalia; Rodentia; Muridae
Gene: Slc35c1
Product: solute carrier family 35 member C1
Cellular component (GO): membrane
Source: RefSeq, a predicted model, not a curated record
UUAACUGAUAGAGUUGUUUAUCUCUAAUAAACUGAAGGCAGUUCAGAGUGAAGAAGAGACUUUAGGCAAACUCUGAGGAUCCAGGGUUUCUCCAUGCUGUGAUCUGUCAUCCUUGGCUUUCCUCCAGCUGUCCUACAAUUUGUAGUCACAGGGAUCCGCUGCCCUUCCAGACCUCAGUUCUGCAUUGCAGGCAGAAAGGGGAAGGGGAAGCAAUAAAGACAACAGUUUGACUCGUUGUCCAAAAGCAUAACACACAGUCACCUAGGAGUGAGCAGUGCAGACGAGCCCACUGGUGUAUAUAGGUGAUAUUAGCAAGGAGGAAAACUAAAGUAAUAUAGGAAGAAAGCUGUGACCUGUAAAGCCAAAGCUGGCUUACUACCUGUUUUUAUAAAUAAAGUUUUAUUAAAUGCAGCUGUGCCCAUUUGUUUACAAUACUAAAAUAUCAAUGUUGAGUCAUGUAAAGAAACUAUCUCGUAUCCAGAGUUUAAAAUGUUUGCUCUCUGAUCCUUUACAGAAAAACCUGCAAAUCCUCCUGGAGCAGAUAAGGUGUAGAGGCUGACAAAGUAUCAGCAAAAGACAGACUUCUCCCCAGGCCCAGAAAACCCUUAUAAAGAACCCCUAUACCUUAUGCCCAACUUUAAAGCUGGUUUAUGCGAGACGAUGCGCAGAAUCCAGACUUGUGGCAAUUUGACUUGGGAGCUGACUCAAGCAGUGGGGACCAUGCCGAGGUGGAGCUUUGCAGACAGAUAGUUCAUCUAGAGGAUGCCAAGACACGUGAACUAAUGCGUGACAUCCGUUGGCCCAUUGGUAUGUGUCCUUCCCCCAAAGCUGUGAUUAAAGGCAGUCUGCCCCGUUGUGUAAUGCACAUGCUGAGAAUUCACACUCACACCCUCACGCUUGCAGAGAAAGCACCCUUACCCCCUGAGCCACCUUCCUAACAUAGUGAGACAGGUUCUCACUAUGUAGCCCAGGCUGGCCUGAGACUCACUAUGUAACCCAGGCUGGCUUAAAACUAACCAUCCUAUCUGAACCUCCCUACACUGGCAUGAUAGCCAUGGCCCACCUGCCCUCUAUCUUCACACUUUAAUUUCCAGGUUGAGCUCACUGACUUUGCACUCACCAAGAAUGAAACAGUCACAGUGUCAACUGGCCUGAAUGCACAUCAAACUGCAGCUUCAGGGAAUAAUCCCAAAACAGACCAGUUUCUCUUGAAGACCAAUGCCAGCUUGCUUGAGUCAGAAUAUUACAUACACAAACACACACAAAUACACACACACACACACACACACACACACACAAAGGCAAAUGGUUGUUAGCAAUUUCUUCCUAUUGUUCAAUCUCCUGUUGUCAUGCUUGGAUGUGAGCUCCUGAGAAAGGACAGUGACAGGACACUAAUGAGCAGUGAAAGAGCCCCCUCAGUCUCCUGGUUUGGUCUCUCCCUGGCUAACACACAGGAAUUUCAACAUGAUUCUCUAGGCCACCUGUAAUAAACACCUUUCUGGAUGCUCCAAAUGAAAUUGGUAAGACGGCGGAUGAAUUACGCCUGGAGUCCAACUUCCGUGAGACCUGAACACAAGAAGUCCUUGAGCAGUGUUAUCUGUGAGGGCUCCCUCUUCCAGCCGCAGGCCUGACAGAGUACCUUAAAAGCCUCUCCUGAGGACUGCAACUACAGAAGAAUUCUGUAGAUAAGACAGUGUUCUCAAAAGCCUUUGGAUACCUUUGCUUAGCUACAUCACAUUCAGCCCUUGGUCAAGCACACAUGGGGUGCUCCCUCCUUCAUGUACUCUGAGGUGGGCAACCAGUGUCACUCCUUUCCUAGUGGAGAGUGGAGCUGUCCAUUAAAACCAGCAAAUCUAUAGUUAAAUGUGUUUCAAUUUUAUAUUUUAACAAAUAGUACUGAUUCCCACACCCUUUUCCCUUGCUGUGCUGGGAAUUGUACCGGGGACAUUGUGCAUGUCAGGCAAGCACUCUAACACAACCCUUUAUCUGUCUCUCGGUAUGCUUGUCCAAGCCUACUUUUUUGAGACAAAUCUCACUAAGUUGCCCAGGCUGGCCUUGAAUUUACUCUAGCCCAGACAGGCCUUGAACUUUUGACCCUCCUACCUCAAUUGGGAUUACAGCCCUUUACCACCAGGCCCUACUAAUAAAACAGUAAUUGAAAUACUCUAAACCCGACAUCUUUAUAGCCAACCACACAAGCAAUAAGUCUGGAACCAUUUCCACAAUAAAACCAGCUCCGCCUAGGGCAAACUUGCCUGCCCAACAAUGGUGCUAGGGAGAAACGAGAGAAAAGUCAGUCCUGCCAGAUGCCCUGGUGUAAAAGACCCCACUCAAGCCUGGUCCCCAGGGUACCCUUGUCAGGGAGUGGCUGCAUUCGGAGUUUCUCCCAACCACACCCUUCUGGAAGCACCAGCUUGGAUCGUAGGGCCAAGGAUGCAUCCUGAUAAAGGGGCCAAGGAUGCAUCUUGAUCAAGGGACGUGCCAGCAACGGUAACAGAAUGGAGGAGUCCCAGGAUGGCAGGGGCGGAAGGCAGGAGAUGGUGUUGGCCUUAGAUAAAGCAAAGGGGCCUUCUGGAUGGGCUCCCGGGGUAAUCGCCCCACCUCGCCCAGAGCCGGACGUGGCACGCGCUGGGGACAGCGAGCAGGAAGUCGUACCGGGGGCGCGGCUUGGGCAGCGUUGCAAGUGCAGCGGAGGGCCGUGCAGCAGGUGUACCUGAGGGCACCGCCGGGUGUGAACACCAGGUCUCUGCCUCAGCCAGGACGCUAGAGCCCAGGCGGGUGAACGGACGGUACGUUCUGGAAGGGGUAGGGUCCCUCUGAAGCGGUCCAGGAUCCUGCGCAUGGCGCUGACUGGAGCCUCUGCUGUCUCUGAGGAGGCAGACAGCGAGAACAAGCCAUUUCUGCUACGGGCUCUGCAGAUCGCGCUGGUGGUUUCUCUCUACUGGGUCACCUCCAUCUCCAUGGUAUUCCUCAACAAGUACCUGCUGGACAGCCCCUCCCUGCAGCUGGAUACCCCCAUCUUCGUCACCUUCUACCAAUGCCUGGUGACCUCACUGCUGUGCAAGGGCCUCAGCACUCUGGCCACCUGCUGCCCUGGCAUGGUAGACUUCCCCACCCUAAACCUGGACCUCAAGGUGGCCCGAAGUGUGCUGCCGCUGUCCGUGGUCUUUAUCGGCAUGAUAACCUUCAAUAACCUCUGCCUCAAGUACGUGGGGGUGGCCUUCUACAACGUGGGACGCUCGCUCACUACCGUGUUCAAUGUGCUUCUCUCCUACCUGCUGCUUAAACAGACCACUUCCUUUUAUGCCCUGCUCACCUGUGCCAUCAUCAUUGGUGGUUUCUGGCUGGGAAUAGAUCAAGAGGGAGCUGAGGGCACCCUGUCCCUGACGGGCACCAUCUUCGGGGUGCUGGCCAGCCUCUGUGUCUCACUCAAUGCCAUCUACACCAAGAAGGUGCUCCCUGCCGUAGACCACAGUAUCUGGCGCCUAACCUUCUAUAACAACGUCAACGCCUGUGUGCUCUUCUUGCCCCUGAUGGUAGUGCUGGGCGAGCUCCAUGCUCUCCUGGCCUUCGCUCAUCUGAACAGCGCCCACUUCUGGGUCAUGAUGACGCUGGGUGGACUCUUCGGCUUUGCCAUUGGCUAUGUGACAGGACUGCAGAUCAAAUUCACCAGUCCCCUGACCCAUAAUGUGUCGGGCACAGCCAAGGCCUGUGCACAGACAGUGCUGGCUGUGCUCUACUAUGAAGAGAUUAAGAGCUUCCUGUGGUGGACAAGCAACUUGAUGGUGCUGGGUGGCUCCUCUGCCUACACCUGGGUCAGGGGCUGGGAGAUGCAGAAGACCCAGGAGGACCCCAGCUCCAAAGAGGGUGAGAAGAGUGCUAUCGGGGUGUGAGCUCCUUCAAGGACCCAGGGCUGAGCUCAGGUGGGGCCUACCCAGCACUGCAGGCUUCCCACAGAGCCAACUGGGUAUGGCCCUGAGCAACAUUGUUUACAUCCUCCUCAGAGUAUGAUCUAAGAGGAGCCAGGUUCUUUCCUGGUAAUGUCUGAAAGCUGCCAAAUCUCUUAUCUGCCCCCAUCUUCUUGUCUUGGGAAAGCCCUACUGGGAGUGGCACCCUUCCUGCCUUCUCCUGGGGCCUGACUACCUCCAUAUCGCCUCUGGGGUUGGGUCCAGCUGCAGUCUUUGGGGACGGGACUGAUGAAGUGAUGUCUUACUUUCUACACAAGGGAGAUGGGUUGUGACCCUACUAUAACUAGUUGAAGGGAGCUGGGUGACCCCCCACAUCUCUGCGGCCCUGGGCAGGUAGCAUAAUAGGUCAGGUGCUAUUAACAUCAGUAACACUCCAGACUAGCUUUGGAGGCCCUUGGGAGCUGAACCAAGCAAGAGAGGAAAUGGCCAUUCUGCUCUCUUCUGUGUGGAUGGGUAUGACAGGCCAACUGUCCAUGGGAACUGCACCCAGGGUGGCUGAGAAAACACUCACCUUUGUACUCUAUAUUUGCAGCUUUAAACAGAGGGAGCCACGAGUUUUACACAUUAAGUAGAGAGAUGAAUGCCUCCACAGCCCCUAACCCCAGCUUUUCCUGCCUGACUUCUCUUGGUCCAGAGGGGUCACCAUCCUGUUCUCCAACACCUGGCCCAGCUACAUGGCUGUCCCCUCUUUCUGUACUCCCUUUUUCCCCAUCAGCCUACCCCAAUGCCUCUAUCUGCAGGCAGGAAGAGGGGUCCACUCAUAGCCUCUGUUCCCAUGUGCUUGGACCCCCGAGCCCUUCGUGACGUAAGAGACACUUACCUUCUCUGAGGCUGGAGCUGAAAGGGCCCACUGAUUCUCUGAGUUAGCCCAUCAGGCUCCUGUCACAAGACAGCCUACACCCGUGUGGCUAAGAACAGUGGAGGUUGGUUUAUAAGUCCACAUAAACCCAGUGUUUCAGAGGAAACCCCUCUGUUCACAUUCUCACAUGGUAGAGGCACAGAUAAAAUCCCUCGGGCCUCUUAUACAGGAGUACUAGCCCCAUUCAUGAGGGCUCCACCCCAUGACCUAAUCACCCCCAAAGCCUUCAACAUACGGACUCCCACAUGAAUUUGGGGACAGAAGUACCGGACCAUGAUACCCCAGCACCACACCCUCCUAACCUCAGGGUAGCUGUCACUGUUCUAGUCCCUUCUGUUUGGCCUUUUUUACCCCCAUGUCCUUGGGGUAAUGUUUGAUGUCUUUGUCCCUUUCAUGAAAAGAUGGGGAAACUGUGUUUGCCUUUGAUUUCUACUUCCCACAGGUUCUAAUGAAGUUGGUGGGGCCUGCUGGCCUGAGUUGUAUGUGAUUUAAUAAAACAAACAAACAACGCA